AUGGAGGAAAUAAACCUAAUGAAGUUGGAAGGAUUCACUCCUACAAUAAAGGUAGAGGAGCUAAUAAUAUCCGACGCUGUGGCUACAGAAGGGAAAAUCCCGUUCAUUAGCAGCAAUCGAUGUUCUGGUGAACCGACUGUAGGGAACGCCCCAAGUAAAUGUUUAACUAAUGUGAAACAAGAACCUGUGACGGACCUCACCGGUGAAGAUGAGACUACAGCAACUUGCGACGAAAUUGCCGCUUCUAGCUCCAGCAACUCGGACAGUUCUGAAAUACGUAAUACCGCUGUUGGAGAUCGUUCGCGAAAAAAGUACGCUUGUGAAUUUUGCAACAAGGAAUAUAGAACGAAAUGCAACUUGAAGGAUCAUACAAGAACUCACACCGAGGAACGACCUUUUGCGUGUGAUAUCUGCAGUGAAACAUUUCGCCAGCUGAAGGUUUGCGGUACCAUAAGAGUGCACAUGCAGGUGGCCGGAAUUUCGAGUGUAACAUAUGCCAGCGACGUUAUUCCCAAAAAUCACAUCUAA
Molecule: messenger RNA, 528 nt
Organism: Wyeomyia smithii (pitcher-plant mosquito)
Lineage: Eukaryota; Metazoa; Arthropoda; Insecta; Diptera; Culicidae
Product: zinc finger protein 668-like
Exons: 2
Coding region: 1-528 (175 amino acids)
Biological process (GO): embryo development; regulation of transcription by RNA polymerase II
Cellular component (GO): nucleus
Molecular function (GO): DNA-binding transcription factor activity, RNA polymerase II-specific; RNA polymerase II transcription regulatory region sequence-specific DNA binding
Source: RefSeq, a predicted model, not a curated record